UAUACAUACUUUUUACAAAUCCAGUUCUCGUUUUGUUGUGUAUGUCUAUGACUAAGUGUGUGAAUGUAUGAAUAUAACGAGUGCAAUAUACUUCAAAUUAUGUUUAUGCUGGAGAAAUAGCUUAUUUCAGUGUCUAUAUCUCAAAAUGUCACUCAUCAAAUGCACGUAGCCCACAAACAAAUGAAAUUGAUUUCAAAUGUAUAUUUUGGAUAGAUUACAUGUAAAAAAAGUCAACGAGGAAUAAUUUAACGCAAAAUUAACAAACUGGGGCUCCUUCGUUCAAGUUGAGCUUUACAAUAACUUUAAUCAAAAGACACAAAGAUAUAAGUUGGAUUAUUAUGUGGUACCGAUACCAACUUAUCACAUCAAACAUUUAACUCUACAAUAAGAAAUUAAAAGUUUAAUCGUCAAGCACAAAACAAUUUACCCCUAUUUAAAAAUGAAUGUUUUUAAAAGGAAGCAUUGCCCAUUGUGGAUUGUAUAUUUAAUUUGUGUUUUUCUGAUGGCGUCGCGGACUAAUGCCGCGGCUGGAUCGCAAGGUGUGCCAACAUGGAUGUGUCUUGGACUAAGAUCGCCAUUUAUUGAAUUUGGAAGUCAAGAGGAACAGCUGGCGAAUACAAGUAUUCCUCUUAAUAUCACUAAAGAUGAACAAGCAUAUAUGCAUCAAGAGGGUCUGCGUAAACUUGGAACUUUUAUAAAACCUGUAGAUUUGCGAGACUCUCAGACUGGUUUUGUAAAAGCAGAUCUCACUAAAAGACUGACAAAUGAUCCGCCAAGAUCUCGCCGGAUUCAUCCGAUACAGGAAGAAAUGGAUCAAAAACAAAUUGUACUUCUUGAUGAUGAUACUGAUGAAAAUGGUCUGCCCGCUAGCUUAACUGAUGAGGAUCGCAAGUUUAUAGUGCCAAUGGCACUAAAGAAUGCAUCACCUGAUCCUGGGUGGCUUGAUUCUGCCUCUUCCCAUCCACCAGUUGUAAAAUCGACAUUCGUAGCCGCUUCCAAUACACAACGUCGAGCCACGCAAAUAGCACAUAGCAGUACAUCGACGAAACUAGAAGUGGACCCUACUUCCAAUAUUGACGAUUUGAAGAAGCACAUACUGUUCUUGCACAAUAUGACUAAAACCAAUACAAACUUUGAGUCAAAGUUUGUUAAAUUCCCAAGCUUGCAAAAAGACAAAGCUAAGCAGUCUGCUGGUUCACCAACGAACGUGAAACGUCCGCCUAGACCGGUUUUCCAAUAUGCAGCGCCGAUAGCGCCGCCCACACGCAAAGUUCCGCACGGCGCACAUACUCCAGGUCAACAGCCGUUUGGCGGUUACUACCAUAACGAUGAAGAUAUAAAUACUUUGUCGUCUUUUCUUAAACCAGUUGCGGAUACCAAUGAUUCUGCUCAAAGCGAUGGGAACAGAAAGUUGGAUAAUAUUCCCAUAGUGCCUCAAGUACACUUGUUGAAUGAGGAUGAGUCAACGACCCGGUCAACCACUGAAGAGACAGUGCCCACCAUAGUAAGUCCAGGAAAUUUGGAACCGGCACGCACAACGAAGCGCCCGGCUUGUCUUCGUAAUCCAGACUCACCAAAAUGUAUACGUCAGCGGCGACGAGAAGAGCAACAGCGCCAACGGGAACGAGAUGAGUGGUUUCGAGGUCAAUCAGAAUACAUACAACCUCGGUUUCAGCCUAUCAUACAAACGAUCAAUAAUACUAGGCGUUUCGCUGUCUCUAUUGAGAUACCAGAUUCCUUUAAAGCACAUUCCGCCUUGACUUCACCAUCCGAUGAAGCAGAGGAUGAAAGGCUGUAUCGUAUGAAGCGCUCGCAACCAAGCGGUCAGAAAGCCAUGAAAGAAAUCACUGAAGGCUCAGCUGAAAAGAAAUUUGAUAAACUGGCUCGUGAUACUGAUUAUUUCGACCGAGAUAUUGUGAUGACAUCGGCAGAUAUCGCAAGUGGAAGCGAUUUCCUGAUCGCCAAGAUGAACGGCUUGGUAUCACCUAAAGAACAGUACAAUGAUACAACUUCAAGACUAAAUGCCUACUCAGAAAAAAUAGACCUAAAUCCUAAUAGCUGUUAUAAAAUCAAUGGCUUAAGCUACGGCCAGAAAAAACAAUGUGUAAAGCAUACUAGUGUUAUGCCAGCGAUUAGUCGUGGUGCCCGUGCAGCUAUUCAAGAGUGCCAAUUUCAAUUUAAAAGUCGUCGCUGGAACUGCAGUACAACUAACGAUGAAACCGUUUUUGGUCCCAUGACAAGUUUAGGAAAUCAUGUCCUGGAGCGAAUUUUGAAUUCUAAUGACCUCGGAGUCCUACUUGAUCAUAAGAUGUGUUUUAACAGCCAUAUAGCUGCAACAGUAAAUAAACCUGAGUUCGUGCACAAGUUCCUUCUCGGGAUUGUUGACCCCAAAACUCUCUUGGGUCAGAUUGACUUCGCCAUUCCACUCCGCUUACCCAUAGCGGCACCAGAAAUGGCAUUUAUUCAUGCUCUUGCAGCAGCAACGGUGACCAGCUUCAUUGCCCGUGCGUGUCGAGAUGGCCAAUUAGCGUCGUGUGGCUGCUCGCGUGGCAAUCGGCCUAAACAGCUUCACGACGAUUGGACGUGGGGGGGUUGUGGUGACAACCUGGAAUACGCUUAUAAAUUUGCUACCGAUUUCAUCGAUGUGCGUGAGAAAGAGGCUCACCGUGAAACUCGCGGCGUUCGUAAAAGGACUCGCGAAAUUACCUUGAAGACUUUAAUGCAGGCUGACGAUAUAAAAACAUUUGGGACAUCCGAAUUGGAAACAACAAACGCAACGUUCUUGAUUAACGCAAAAAAUGACACUAUCGAUAAUUCGUCAAAAGAACUCAGAAAAAAGUCGAGUGCUAACAAUAAUUAUUUACGUAAAGACCUUGUGGUAACAGCAACUCCAUUAAAACUUCAAAGAAAGGAGAAUAGUGGACCAGGCUUACCAGAUGAUCUAUUCGAGCUUCAGCAACGUAUUACCAAAGAAAUACUCAAUUCAAAAUUGGAGGGAAGGGAAAUGAUGGUAUUGCAGGAAAAAAUUAAUCGAGAGAUUUUAAACUCGAAAAUUUUUCAAGCAGACGGUAAAAGCAAACGACGGAAACGGAAGCGGAAGAAUCAACGGGCUGUAGUUGAAGACGCGCCUAUUGCUAUCAACAAUGACAGAGUAAAUUAUGUGGAUGGAGUGGAUACUUCAACCACAACAACUACCAAGGCUAGAAGCCUAAUGAAUUUACAUAACAAUGAAGCAGGUCGUCGGGCCGUCAUUAAAAAAACUCGAAUAACUUGCAAGUGUCAUGGAGUCUCUGGAUCAUGCAGUUUAAUUACCUGCUGGCAGCAAUUAUCAUCUAUAAGAGAAAUUGGUGAUUAUCUGCGGGAGAAAUACGAAGAGGCAACCAAAGUGAAGUUAAAUAAACGAGGACGCCUUCAGGUUAAGGAUUCGCAAUUUAAAGUACCCACAGCGCACGACCUUAUUUACAUAGAUGAAAGUCCCGACUGGUGUCGAAGUAACUAUGUUCUGCAUUGGCCUGGUACGCAUGGACGGGUUUGUCACAAGAGCUCGUCGGGUCUAGAUAGCUGUGCCAUACUUUGCUGCGGUCGAGGCUAUAAUACCAAAAAUAUUGUCGUCCAUGAACGGUGUAAUUGCAAGUUCCAUUGGUGCUGCCAGGUUAAAUGCGAAGUUUGUACAAAGGUACUGGAAGAGCAUACAUGUAAAUAGAAUAUUUAAAAGCAACGGAAUAGUAAUAUCCAAAUGUUCAUUGCAUAGCCAUUAUAUAUUUAAUGGAUACUUACAAAAAUUAUUUAUUGAAAUCAAUAAGUUACAAAAUCGAUCAUUCUGCUUUCUGGUAUUUAUUUUUUAACAAUUAAACAGGUUACUAAAUCAUUCGAUUUUCAUUCCUGCGAAAUAACUAUAGAGUUAACUUAUACUAUUUAACGAUAGUUAAAAUUAAGGCUUGCUUUAUUUCAUAUAUAUAUUUUGCCUCACGAAUUGGGAAAAUAUUGUAACAUGCGCUUUCAUCCGAACUCGAAAUUAAGCAUGUAUGUAACUACUUUUUUAAAAAACUAUAUUCGUAAUAAUUUGUAUUCAGCGUAAAAUAGCUUCGAUUUUUAAUGCUUCUAUCCUAUUAGUAAGUUUAAUUCGUAAAACGAGUGUAUUUAUAAGUCAGAAAAAUUGAAACUGAUUUUAAAAUAUACAAAUUGAUGAUUGUGACGUGUAGCUAAUAAUUCGAUUUUAGCGCUAGAAUAAGUUCAAUUAGAUCUAAGUAGAUGCAAUGAUCAACCUAUGCUCGUAACGUAACUUACUUUUGUAAGUAUACAUCUAUAUGAUUUAGAAUGAAUUGUGUGUCUUCUAAUGUAUGAGAGCACAUCUUUCAAUAUAAAAUGUCCAAUUAGUGUUCCAAAAAGUUAAGUCGAACUAUUGAUAAUGAAAUAUCGGCUCUCAACUAUAGAAUCAUAUGCAAAUUACGAAUAAAAAGAUUGUACAUCUGGAAAUCAAA
Drosophila pseudoobscura is the source of this 4481-nucleotide messenger RNA. It is a transcript of the gene Wnt5, whose product is annotated as Wnt oncogene analog 5. Lineage: Eukaryota; Metazoa; Arthropoda; Insecta; Diptera; Drosophilidae. Gene Ontology annotation, molecular function: frizzled binding; cytokine activity. Gene Ontology annotation, biological process: cell fate commitment; canonical Wnt signaling pathway; neuron differentiation. The record is from RefSeq and is a predicted model, not a curated record. Gene Ontology annotation, cellular component: extracellular region. The transcript has 11 exons. The coding region runs from base 440 to 3703 and encodes 1087 amino acids.